Neoarius graeffei (lesser salmon catfish) is the source of this 1642-nucleotide messenger RNA. RefSeq names its product syntaxin 11a (gene stx11a). Gene Ontology annotation, molecular function: SNARE binding; SNAP receptor activity. Gene Ontology annotation, cellular component: presynaptic active zone membrane; synaptic vesicle; SNARE complex. NCBI's taxonomy places the organism in Eukaryota, Metazoa, Chordata, Actinopteri, Siluriformes, Ariidae. The record is from RefSeq and is a predicted model, not a curated record. The transcript is spliced from 2 exons. Gene Ontology annotation, biological process: exocytosis; synaptic vesicle fusion to presynaptic active zone membrane; intracellular protein transport. The coding region runs from base 322 to 1194 and encodes 290 amino acids.
GUCUUUUAAAGAUUGUCUUUUUUUUUUCUCCAUUGAAAACCUUGAUGCUGUGAGUUGAUGCUAUUAAAUGUAGGAUUCAUUUUCACUGUCUGCUGUCAGAAUUAGGUGUAAUGUUGAGAAAGCACUUUCUGGAUGAAGUGCGACUUAAAGCUGAGCGAUAAAUCGACCACUGCAACUUUCGGUAACUCCCACUAGUCGCUUGGCUGCUAUUUCCUGCAGCGAUGUGAGACUGAGAAGGAAGGGCAAAGAGGAAAAACUAACAUCAGUUGAGUUUUAAAUCUGUAUAUUUUGGCUGGUCUCCGGAGUAUGAAGUGAGGAGAAAUGAAGGAUAGACUGUGUGACCUGAAUAAUGUUGCAUCUAAAAACUCCCAAGUGGAGCCUGAUGAGGAGAACGUUGACAAUGGUGAGCUGGAGCAGCAUGCUGUGGUGUUUGAAGGUGAGGACAUCAUGGACGAUAUGUUUAAGGAGGCCCAGGCUAUGCACAAAAAAAUAGCUCACCUCAGAAUGGAGGUGAAGAGGCUGGGCAAGCAGAACACCCGUUUUCUCACCUCAGUCCGACGCAUUAGCAGCAUCAAGCGGGACUCCAAUGCCAUUGCACGCAACAUCAAAGCUGAAGGAGAGAAGUUGUAUGCAAGGCUUCAGCAGAUGGAAGCACAGUGCAAAGAGCUGGACGAGAAGCAUGGGGCCCACUCUGUGUUAGCCCGCAUGGUGCGCUCCCAAUACAACUCUCUAACCAACGCCUUCCAUAGUGCGAUGUCUGAGUAUAAUGAGGCUGAAAUGGCACAAAGGGAAAACUGCAAGAUACGCAUCCAGCGACAGACCGAGAUCAUGGGCAAGCAGGUGACUGGGGAUCAGAUCGAAGAAAUGAUUGAGACUGGUAAGUGGAACGUCUUCUCAGAUGACCUCGUCACAGAUGAGCGAACCUUCCGUUCAGCGCUCAGCGAGAUCGAGAACCGUCACAAGGAGCUUCUAGAGCUGGAGAGCCGCAUUCGGGACAUUCAUGAGCUCUUUUUUCAGUUGGCUCUGUUGGUGGAGCAACAAGGUGCUAUGGUGGAUAACAUUGAGGCUAACGUGUGUGCAACAGAAGAAUUUAUAGGCAAGGCUACAGUUGAGAUCAAGAAGGCUGUGAAAUAUAAAAAGCAGAACCCAUGUAGACAGCUCUUCUGUUGCUGUUUCCCAUGUUGCAAUAAGUGAAGCAUAAUUUGUUUUACUGCCUUCUCAUGCCACUUCCAUUUUAAAACAGGUCAGCUUACAAAGUGUAUAAUGGAUUUGUAUAUUUAAUUGACCUGUCUUUGGUGGAGCUGCAUGUGGUUGUUGCAUGAUGGUCAUGUGAUUAACAGGCUUGCACAUUUUAUGAACCAUGUGUUUUAUACAGUACAUUUGUUCAUAUUGGGUAUACAGAGAAUACUGGCUAGAUGCCAGAACAUAUUGUAACAUGGUGUGACAACCCAGUAUUUUGUAACCUACUAGAUCGGUAAUACAUGAAUACAGCACUGCUUAUUCUCUCAGUGGAAUAUUUGUAUUGUUUCUGUUCUGUGUUUUUAAUAUGAUACACCUGUAAAAAAAAAUUUGUCGUUUUAACUUGGUUAGUACCCGGGCUGCCUUAAAAUUGAGUUCAUUGAAAUUUCAUAUAGUAAGUUAA